Molecule: messenger RNA, 1959 nt
Organism: Oncorhynchus gorbuscha (pink salmon)
Lineage: Eukaryota; Metazoa; Chordata; Actinopteri; Salmoniformes; Salmonidae
Product: Kv channel-interacting protein 2-like
Exons: 7
Coding region: 1201-1878 (225 amino acids)
Biological process (GO): regulation of potassium ion transmembrane transport
Cellular component (GO): voltage-gated potassium channel complex
Molecular function (GO): potassium channel regulator activity; calcium ion binding
Source: RefSeq, a predicted model, not a curated record
GAGCAGAGAGAGGAGAGGAGAGCAGAGCAGAGAGAGAGGUGUUUCACCACAAGGGAGAAAAAAAAGUAAAAGAGGAGGUAAAAAAAGAAUCGAGAGGAAGAAGAGAAAGGGAGUGUUUCAAUCACCACAAGAACUGGAACAAAGAACAUGAGAGAAAGAGAAACAUUGGGAGGAAGAAAGAAGAGAAGGAGAGAGAACAUAACAAUGAGACUUCCUUUUCUGACCCUUGACCUCUUGAGUGUGUCGCUUCGAGGUUUCCUACAGAUACAGAUCUAGGAUCAGCUUCGCCUCCUCCAAUCCUAAGCUUAACCAUUAGUGGUGGAAAUGCAAAACCGACCCAAGAUCAGCACCUAAGGGGAAUUUCACUUUGGGUGUGACAGAUGGAGGAACACGGAUUGGUUCGGUGUAGAGUGAAGUUGCCCCUAGGGUCAGUUUUGCAUUUAAAGUUUUGAUAAGGGGGUGAAGCUGAUCCUAGAACUGGACCUAGAGAUAACUUCACCCAGAGAGAGAGAGUGAGAAAGAGAUUGAUAGAGAGAGAGGAAAGAGAGAUGCAGAAGACAGGGACAGAGAAAGAGAGAGAGAUCCAGAGAGAGGAAGCCCUGGGGAGAGGACACAGUUUCCUCUUUAAGACCAGAUCGCAACAAGUGGAUCUGAUUUGAACAAGCUCUCCAGGACCUGAGAGAGAGAAAGGAGAGAGGGAGAGAGGUAGUGAGAGAGUCAGACAGGGAGCAAGAGAGAGAGAGAGAGAGAGAGAGAAGGAGAGAGGGAGUGAGAGAUACAGACAGGGAGAGACAAGGAGAGAGAGGAGAGAGGGAGUGAGAGAUACAGACAGGGAGAGAGAGAGAGAGGGAGAAACAUAGAAAUUAAAAGACGUUUAGUUGCUGCUCAUCUUGACCCAGACCCAGAUGGAGAUCCAGUCCUAACAGAGCUCUCUGUAGAGGAAGAGGAACUGAACUCCUUGAAAAUAGGAUUACAAACCCUGGACUACAAUAGACCUGCGAUUGUAGAGCCUCAACUACAGAACCCAUAGAACCAUAGGACCACUAACACAGAGAACUGCAACCUUACGACCAUAACCUUAAACCUGCAACUACACAACCAUAACCAACAAUUGCAAUCAUAGAACCUUAGGAAAAGAACCUUAGGACUUCCGUAACCACAGAAACGUAACCUCACGACCACAACCAGAACACGGUCAGGAUGGGCCAUCGCAGAAGAAGAUGCAAGAGACGACUCCUCAGGGUGGCCAGAUACCUGUACCGCUGGUUCACUGGGACCCUGGUAGAAGACAGUGUAGUGGAGGAUGGAGAGUUAUCUACAGUGUGUUAUAGACCAGAGGGGUUGGACCAGCUACUACAACAGACUAAGUUCACCAGGAGAGAACUACAGAUCCUCUACAGGGGCUUCAAGAAUGAAUGCCCUAGUGGUGUGGUGGAUGAAGAGACAUUCAAGUUAAUCUACUCCCAGUUCUUUCCUCAGGGAGACUCCAGCACCUACGCUCAUUUUCUGUUCGAAGCGUUUGACACCCACAAGAAUGGAACGGUGAGCUUCGAAGACUUCGUCACAGGCCUGUCAAUCAUCCUGAGAGGCUCUGUCACAGAGAAACUCAACUGGGCUUUUAACCUCUACGACCUCAACAAAGAUGGCUUCAUCACCAAAGAGGAGAUGACUGAUAUAAUGAGCUCUAUCUAUGACAUGAUGGGGACAUGUACGUACCCCUGUAUGCAGAACGACGCCCCCAAGGAGCAUGUCGACAACUUCUUCCAGAAAAUGGACAAGAACAAAGAUGGCGUGGUCACCAUUGAGGAGUUUCUGGAGUCUUGUCAAAAGGAUGAGAACAUCAUGCAGUCCAUGCAUCUGUUUGACAACGUCAUUUAGUGACACUUCCUGUGGGUGUGGCCUAAAGGACAGGGUGCCCAUAUUUAACCUCACAGCCUCCACCCCUAGCUCCCCUCUAUC